AGAAACGUUAAAYAUGAUAGUUCUAGAAUCUUGUUAUCAGCACUAGCCCGCCAUCAUUAAACCGGUCAUCGAGUAACAUAACACGCGUUACCGACGUCUCAAAGCAUGUUGGAAUUCGUGAUGCUAUAGGCGUGAAUCACAGUAUGUCAUAACCAGUUUUAUAGUGGUGAAUGAAGUCCUUCCGCACAACACGAUUUAUUAUUGUUUUAAGUAAAGGCAAGUGACGAAUAAUGCUCGCUGUAGAAUCAGUCGAAAUAACCAAGACAACUUCGACUUCGACACGUCGACGAAGUGCAGACUUAUUGUUAUCUCUGAGUGGUUAUGGCAGUGUCAGAGGUCGACGUCCCUCUAAAGGUACGACGGAACAGGAUGGACAAGAUGAUGACAGUAUUCUCAGAUCACACAGUUUUUCUAGCGUUUCUCUGCURCACAACCGGGUGACGGCAAUCGCCGCAAUUCCUGCAGUACCAGCAAUCUCUGCACUACCUGAAAUCACACAAUUACCCGAGACAUCUGACGUUCAUGCUAUUCCAGAUCUAUCUACAGUGGUUAGCUUACCGUCCCCAAAGACUGGUGAGAAAUGCACAUCCGUUCCUGGUUUGAGAACUUCGAAGUCACAAAAUACCAAAAUCACAGGAAGUARCGGAAGGUCUAUCUUUGAUUAUCCAGAUUCAUACGAUGCUUUAAUAAGUCGGACUUCAUGCAACGAGAUGCCAAAAAAAUCGUCUUCAGGAGACAGGAGAAGCUCYACAAGGCUUUUUAGGUCUGUAUCUGCGUUGAGCUCUCGGAAACACAAGGAAAAUACUGGAAAAGAUGUCCGAGAGAGGACGUCAAGUGGUUUCUCGGACUCUGAUCGUAAUGAUGGUGUACCAGACCGUGCCACAAAUUAUGCAGGAAAGAAUGAGGGUCAACAACGUGUUGARAGUUUUGACUCAGAUCUGAGAGAUAUGAACUCAAAACUCCGUGAAAUGACAGCAAAACUCCAUGAGGCGGAACUAGAAAAUGACAAUUUGAAAUCGUUAAUAGGUGCAAAUUAUAAGGGACCGAUCAAAUCACCGCUAGAAGAAGUUGAGUCCAGUGAAACAGAUGCUCACUCUUCCAGCCUGAAAGGGAUGCCGGCACAACAUCGGACUAUAGUUUAUCCGGUAGAAGAGCAUUCCGCAGAGAACGUAUUCGCAGCGAGUGGUUAUUCCAUUCAUAUGAAUCACUCUUAUCAUUGUAAAGAAUGUGACAAGCUUAAAGAAACAACUAUUAAAGCACUUGUAGAAUCGAGAGCAUUACGAAAACACGUCAAACAACUUUCCGAAGCUCUUUCAGGGGAUGAUCAGGCGAAAAAGAACAUUUUGGAAGUGUUAGAAAAUAAGUUGAUUUCUGCACAAACUGAAAAAGAAAUUGCUCUUGAAGAGCUAGCUCAUGUUAUUGAACAAAGAGAUCAGAUCGUUAAUGAACGAGACAGGGCGUUGGAGGAAUGGGGCAAAGCUGCCACAAAAUGGGAAAGCACCUUAGAUCAAGUGGAUUCGUUAAUGAAAGAGCUCAAUAAGGUCAAAUCAAGCCGAGAGGAUAUGGUGUUCCAAAUAGAGAAGGCUGAGACUCGGAUUAAACAAGAAAUCGAUUCUAGAGAAAAGCUGCUUGAAGACUUUGCUGAACUGAACGAACAACUUAACUCGACAGAACGAGAAAGAAUCGAUUCAAUGUCGGAACAUGARCAUAUUGUGACGUACCGAYUUGAUCGAGAACAAGAGCUUCAGAAAACUAAAACUGAACUUGGAAAAGCACAGCAACGAUGUUUAGAGCUGGAUGCUAAGUUGAGCGCUCUCGGUGAAAAAUCAGAAAGCUGUAAAAAAGAACGAGAUCAUGCUAAAGAGCAAUGGAGACAUUCGGUUAAGGAGAGGAAAAAACUACAUCGUGAGAUGGCCGCCAUAGUACAAGCUAGAGACGAAGCAAUUCAGAAGUGUUUUUCUACAGCUGAAAAGCUCGAUAAAUUGAAAGAAGAUUAUAAUCGUCUUCUCAAUAGACUUGCACGUACUGGACUAGCGUCAAGUGAUACGGCAUCUACUUGUUCGUCAAAAGAUUGUCACUUCUGCUGUAGUCAAGACUCAUCUGGCAGUAUUGAGGACUUCCAUCGACCUGACGGAAAAGAAGUCACGACAAUCUUAGGAAAAGAAGAUCCAUUAGACACCAUUAAGAUUGGGCGUGUCACAAGUCACGCUAGGACGUUUACUAUAAUAAUGGAUAUCGACAAGGCAUUGGGCGCAGCCAAGAAUGUGAGAAAGUACGAUGAAAUCAUCUCAAUCAAUGACAUUCCAGUAACGGAGAAUGACCAGAAUCUUGUAAGGUCGUUACUUGAUGGAGCUACUUCUAGCAUCAAAUUGAUUCUGAGGCGACCAGUAAAUAAUUGUCAGUUCACGCUUGAUGUGGAAAUGAAAAUGCCGAAAAAAUCCAAAGCAGGUUUUGGCUUUGACUGUGGUCUUUAUGUGAAGGGCACAACUCAAGAGCAAAACGCUCUUGAUAUCGGUGAUUAUAUUCACAAGAUAAAUGGAAAGCAUUUAGAUAAGAUCAUCUCGUCCUCGGURGAGAAGGUAAUCAAAAAGUCUACAGAUAAAGUCAAAUUUAACAUCACGAGAACUAUAAAAAGCACUCCUCACGCGAACGAACCUAAGGGACCAGAAAAUGAUAAGGUUGUACUAAGACGUCUUKCUGGCAGCAACCACAAAUCUCCUACCAAUGAUGUCAACCGACUAUCACUGAUAUCCAAUGAUAGCAGCAUAUCAAUGAGGUCACGUGACUCCCGACUUUCAGGGGCGUCUAGCCUGGGUUCAAUGGCGUCAAAUAAUGACUCGUGUUUUGCCGACUCGAGCUCCGACCAUUCCGGUCCGAUACACUCGACCCCUGUUGGUAAAGGUGAGCGGACUCGUAUAGCCACUGCUAUUUACGUACCUUCGGAUGAACAACUCGAUGAACUGCCAUGUUCUACAGAACUACUAACAACGGACGGCAGCGACGAAGUGAAAAGACUUAAAGGUUAUCCUGUCUCACAGAUGGGAAGGAAGUAUAAUAGUACAACAGUUUUGAGGACUGGAGGCUAUGACUCAUCUGGUAGUGAUUAUGGUCUUACCAGGACCCAGUCUACUAUUGCGGCAACUCGGAUUGAUGAGGAAGAUCGAUGGGAUGUAGGACUGGGACGAACAGGAACAGUUGAGAUCUUGGCUCCAACUAGCGACAGAGUACGUGUUAUGCGACUAGAGAAGGAAAUGUUUCAUAGUCUUGGUUUAGAAGUCGAGGGUGGUAACCUGGUUGGAAUUUAUGUCAAAGAAUUAAGCGAUGAUUCUGUUUGUAAGAUCGCUGGGUUGCAAGUUGGUGACAGGUUAAUAAAGUUAAACUGCUAUGACUUCACACGGACGACCCUGGACCAUGCAACACGAAUUGUACAGCUGCUAACCAGCUGCACUUACGUCAGAAUAGAAGCCGAGUCAGGCGAAUUUUACAAAGAUGUUUUAAAACAGACGCCGCAUGACUCGAUUUACGUAAGAACAAUCAAUUCAUACAAAGCGAUGUCUCCUGAUGAACUGAGUUUUACUGUUGGAGAAACGCUGCACGUAAUUAACACACGGGCAAACUAUGAUAGGGCCAAACAGUCUUGGAAAUGGGUUGCCAUGCGAAAAGACGGCAAAAAUAUCGACGAAGGCCUAGUUCCAUGCAUGGGAAGCCUCCCAGAAGAAAUCGAGACGUCAAUCACUGCCUCUCAAGUCAUCACAAAGCUUGACGCUGAAUCUGUUGARGAGUUGGGAAGUGAUGAUGGUGGCACGCCAAUGAAACGAGGAGGCUCGGAAAGAAAAAGCUUCCUACAGAGAUACAGAAAAAUGAGAAAACGUGAUAGUAGAGAACCCUAUGGCUCUGGAAUUGAUGUAAACGGUAAUUCUGGUAAAGUCACCUACUAUGAAAUCUUGAGUAAGCUGAGAUGACAAGUGCGCAUGGUUUUACAGAGUUAAACGUUUACCACAAAUAGUUUAGAAAAAUCAUGACUUGUUUUCUAUCAACAUAUUUCUGUUUUCAUAAUGUAUGCUGAUGUUUGUUUGGAAAUAUUGUCUUUUCAUGUGCAUUUGCAAAAGUGAUGUACUUUAUAAAAUAUUUUAUAAAUAAAUCUAGUUUUGAUGUUUAUA
Molecule: messenger RNA, 4160 nt
Organism: Exaiptasia diaphana
Lineage: Eukaryota; Metazoa; Cnidaria; Anthozoa; Actiniaria; Aiptasiidae
Exons: 17
Coding region: 231-3962 (1243 amino acids)
Biological process (GO): cell-cell junction organization; cell-cell adhesion; protein localization to cell-cell junction
Cellular component (GO): bicellular tight junction; plasma membrane
Molecular function (GO): cell adhesion molecule binding
Source: RefSeq, a predicted model, not a curated record